Messenger RNA from Aspergillus chevalieri, 1629 nucleotides. RefSeq lists its product as uncharacterized. The coding region runs from base 1 to 1629 and encodes 542 amino acids. Gene Ontology annotation, biological process: transmembrane transport. The record is from RefSeq and is a predicted model, not a curated record. The transcript has a single exon. NCBI's taxonomy places the organism in Eukaryota, Fungi, Ascomycota, Eurotiomycetes, Eurotiales, Aspergillaceae. Gene Ontology annotation, molecular function: transmembrane transporter activity.
AUGGCACCCUACUUUACAGAAAAAGACAAAUACCGGGAUCCCGUCCAGGGUGAAGGUGACAAUCAUUACAGCGACACACGACAACCCGGUGACUCUCACCAUGAACACGCCGUCUCUUCGGAUAAUGACAGCGAUUCCCGGGGAAAGGUCCGUUCCAAUGGCAAGAGAGAAUUGACCGAAGACGAGUGCUAUGACAAGCUCGGAUUCUCUUUCCCUUGGUACAAGAAAUGGGCCAUCCUUUCCGUUAUCUUCACCGUCCAGAUGUCCAUGAACUUCAACACCAGUGUAUAUCCCAAUGCUGUCACGCCGCUGUCCGAGAAAUUCGAUAUCAGUGAACAAGCCGCACGUGUGGGGCAGAUGAUUUUCUUGGUCGCAUAUGCUUUUGGUUGUGAGCUUUGGGCUCCUUGGAGUGAAGAGUUCGGUCGUUGGCCUAUCAUGCAGCUCAGUUUGUUCCUGGUCAACAUCUGGCAGAUUCCCUGUGCUCUGGCACCCAACUUUGGCACUAUCGUCGUCUGUCGCUUCCUUGGUGGUCUGAGCUCCGCGGGUGGCUCUGUCACUCUGGGCAUGACAGCUGAUAUGUGGGAACCCGAUGACCAGGGCUUUGCGGUGGCAUAUGUCGUCCUGUCGUCGGUGGGUGGUACCACCAUUGGUCCUUUGUUUGGUGGCAUGAUCCAACAGUGGCUUCCUCUGGAGUGGAACUUUUGGAUUCAGCUCAUCUUCGGCGGUGUCACCCAGCUCGCCCAUCUGCUCUUCGUUAGUGAGACCCGCUCGACCAUUCUCAUCGACCGUGAGGCCAAGCGUCGUCGCAAGUCCGGGGAAGACCCCAACGUCUACGGCCCCAACGAACUCAAGGAGAACCGUCUGGAGGCGAAGGAAAUCCUGCGCAUCUGGCGUCGACCUUUCGAAAUGUUCAUCCGUGAGCCCAUUGUCCUGUUCUUGUCGCUGCUCUCCGGUUUCUCCGACGCCCUGAUCUUCACUUGCAUUGAGUCGUUCACUCUGGUCUUCGCUCUCUGGAAUUUCGACGCUGUCCAUACCGGCCUGUGCUUCAUUGCUGUCAUUAUCGGUUACAUCGUCGCCUACCUCAUCUUCCUACCAGACAUCGCCCGCCAACGCUGGGUCCGUCAACGCCACGGCAACGCUUCCCGCCUACCCGAGCGCCGUCUCCUCCUCCUCCUCUUCAUCGCACCCCUCGAAACCAUCGGCCUCUUCGGUUUCGCCUGGACCUCCAUGGGCCCCGACUACACCCACUGGAUCGCGCCCCUAAUCUUCGUCUUCCUAAUCGCCAUCGCCAACUACGGCAUCUACAUGGCAACCAUCGACUACAUGGUAGCCGCGUACGGUGUCUACUCUGCCUCAGCCACCGGUGGCAAUGGCUUCGCGCGUGACCUGCUCGCCGGCUUGUCUGCCAUGUACGCCACACCCAUGUACAAGAACAUCGGUGGCAAGUUCCAUUUGCAGUGGGCUAGCACUAUACUUGGGUGCUUGGCUAUCUUUGUUACGAUUCCGAUCUAUGUGUUUUACUGGAAGGGACCACAGAUUCGGGCUAGUAGCAAGUUUGCGCAGACGCUUGAAGCGGAUCGACAAAAGCAUGGUGGCCGGAGGGUGAGUUAUGAGUCGGAGAAGGCGUGA